GUUUGAACAAUGGGGUCACGCAUCCUUUAGCUGCGAGGUCAGGUAUAAAAGCCACAGGGAGCCAUGGAGAAAAGUGUGCAGUCAAUUUGAGCCAAAACAACUGUAACUGCAGCCAUGACCAUGGGCAAGAUCAUCUUCUACGAGGACAGGAACUUCCAGGGCCGCUCCUAUGAGACCAGCAGCGACUGCUCCGACAUGUCCUCCUACCUGAGCAGGUGUCACUCCUGCAGGGUGGAGAGCGGCUGCUUCAUGGUCUACGACCGGCCCAACUUCAUGGGCAACCAGUACUUUGUCAGGAGGGGCGAGUACGCCGACUACCAGCGCAUGGGCAUGAGCGACUGCAUCAGGUCCUGCAGGACGAUCCCCAUGCACCGGGGUCAGUUCAGGAUGAGGAUCUACGAGAGGGAGAACUUCGGAGGUCAGAUGUACGAGCUGAUGGACGACUGCGACAACAUCAUGGACCGCUACCGCAUGUCCGACUGCAUGUCCUGCCACGUGAUGGACGGACACUGGCUGAUGUACGAGCAGCCCCACUACAGAGGCAGGAUGAUGUACCUGAGGCCCGGGGAGUACAGGAGCUUCAGGGAGAUGGGCAUGAGCGGCAUGAGGUUCAUGAGCAUGAGGCGCAUCAUGGACUCCUGCUAUUAGAAAAAUAAGAAUAAAUAAAAUCCAUGAUUCUCCUUUA
This is a messenger RNA of Betta splendens (Siamese fighting fish), 685 nucleotides long. RefSeq names its product gamma-crystallin M3-like. Gene Ontology annotation, biological process: lens development in camera-type eye; visual perception. Gene Ontology annotation, molecular function: structural constituent of eye lens. The record is from RefSeq and is a predicted model, not a curated record. The transcript has 3 exons. Lineage: Eukaryota; Metazoa; Chordata; Actinopteri; Anabantiformes; Osphronemidae. Bases 115 to 648 code for a protein of 177 amino acids.